UUGGCAGUUCUUUAAUGGCUACCACUAGUGACGGGUUGUUUAUCUCUGAAUAACUGACUUCGACUAAAAUACAAAUUUUAGGUGUUAGGACUGUGUUUACGUAAACAUGACGGGGAUUUUGCCCACAUACCAGCGUUUUGUGAAUGGAGUCCCGGUGCCGUCCAUAUCUCGGCGCUCAUUCCGUCUGCGAGAGAAAUAUUUGAUUGUUUCAGUACUUUUGACAUUCGGAAUCGUGUGGUUAGGAGCACUGUUUUACUUGCCAGAGUUUAAAAGUUCCACCAGUGUGAACGACAGUGUGUAUAAUGUGUACAAACGUAUCCAAAAAGCUGGUCCGGAACUGCUGAUGCCACCACCACUGGCGCAGAACGAUGUGGGAGACUUCCCCGUGGUAGGAAUCGUUCGUCACGGAGAAGAAGGAGAUGAUCCCCACAUCGUUGAAGACAGGAACCGUUUACGAGCUAAGAUAGAGGAGGAUAUGGGUAUGAAAGUGCUGGAGAGACCUCAGUUUGAUGCUGCCCCUUCGGUGUCGUCAUCCCGUGGGCCUAGCAAAGCUCCUGUAGAUGCUCUUGAGGAGCCAGCAGUUGGGAAUAAUGCUGCCAGCAAAGAUGUGUCCCCAUCUGGACCCAAAGCAGAAGCUUCUGACAAGUAUGUAGCUGUGGCGCUGACUUCUGAUGCCGAUCCUGAAAUCAGGCAUAAGCUGGAAACUGUUAAAGAGAUGAUGCGGCACGCGUGGAACAACUACAAGCUAUACGCGUGGGGCAAGAACGAGCUGAAGCCGAUAUCGAAGCGUGCGCAUCUGUCGAGCGUCUUCGGCGGCGGAGAACUCGGCGCCACCAUCGUUGAUGGGCUCGACACGCUGUAUUUGAUGGGGAUGCACGACGAAUUCAGAGAGGGACGCGACUGGGUCGCUGAACAUCUGCACAUCGGGGAGGUGGACUCCGACCUCUCAGUGUUCGAGACCACCAUCCGAUUCGUGGGUGGUCUGCUCUCGUGCUACGCGCUGACCGGCGAUGCGGUGUUCAAGGACAAAGCGGCGGAAGUGGCGGACGCUCUGCUGCCGGCCUUCGAGACACCUACUGGCCUGCCAUAUGCGCUCAUAAACCCGUCUACUAAGGUCGGUCGUCAGUACCAUUGGUCAGGCCCCAACAGCAUCCUCUCCGAAGUGGGCACCCUUCACAUGGAGUUCACGUACCUUAGUGACGUCACCGGCAAAGAUGUGUACAGGCAGAAGGUGGACCGAAUCCGCGAGGUGCUGAACAACGCUGAGAAACCUAACGACCUCUACCCGAACUUUAUCAACCCGCGCACUGGACAGUGGGGACAGAAGCACAUAUCGCUGGGCGCGCUCGGCGACUCGUUCUACGAGUACCUGCUGAAGGCCUGGCUGGUGUCCGACCGGGAAGACUCGCAGGCGCGCGUCAUGUUCGACGCCGCCAUGCAGGCCGCGCUCGACAAGAUGCUACGCGUGUCGCCCUCCGGCCUGGCCUACCUCGCCGAGGUGAAGUACGGCCGCGUGUUCGAGGAGAAGAUGGACCACCUCUCGUGCUUCGCAGGUGGUAUGUUCGCGCUGGCAUCGACGACUCUCGAGAACAGCCUAUCGGAACGCUACAUGGAUGUCGCCAAGAAGCUGACGCACACCUGCCAUGAAAGCUACGCGCGGGCGGACACCAAGCUUGGGCCUGAGGCCUUCAGAUUCAGCGGCGCGGUCGAGGCGCGCGCGCAGAAAAGCAACGAGAAAGUUUAUCUGCUUCGGCCCGAGACUUUCGAGAGCUACUUCAUCAUGUGGCGCCUCACGCGCGACCAGAAGUACCGCGACUGGGGCUGGGAGGCUGUGCAGGCGUUGGAGAAGCAUUGCCGCGUGGAGGGCGGCUACACGGGGCUCGUGAACGUGUACCACCAGAGCCCGCAAGGAGACGACGUACAGCAAAGCUACUUCCUCGCCGAGACGCUCAAGUACCUCUACCUACUAUUCGCGGACGACAGCCUAUUAUCUCUAGACGAGUGGGUUCUCAACACAGAAGCGCAUCCUCUCCCAGUCAAGAACAAGAAUCCUUUGUACCGCGCCGCGCCGCCCGCGCCUCGUCCGAGGCCAGACGACAAUACCGUGUGAGGCCUCUCAGGCCCCAAGCGAGUAGCCACCUGAGAGGUAAUCUAGUCUGACGGACUUCUUAGCCUUGUAUUCGGUAGGAGAUACAUGUUACAUGUGUUGGUAACAUGACGUAGCAAGACUUCCAGGCCUAAGAUGCGCGCCGUGAUAACUUUUAUCGACGUCAAAAUGUAUGGGCAAAAUCGAUAAAGUGGCGUGAUAACCGCUUAUCGCGGCGCGCAUCUUAGGCUUACUAGUAAAUAUAGCAUUGUCUAAUAUUAAAUUGCAAGAGUACUGCAGCAUGAAAUGUUGAAUGAUAUGAUGUCGUUUGCCCCUUAGUAAAACGUGACACGUGACAUUUGUCGCCUAGUAAAUACAAGGCUUAAUAGGGCAUUUGUGGACGAGUAAAAUGUUUAAUAAUAUUGUGGAAAUAUAGUCUUGGCUAACGGACAUUUUUUGGGCAAUACUCGAAUGUUGCUGUACGCUAUAUUGGCGCAAUAUUGCUAAGCAAUAUAGCUCGAAGACUCGGCUCAUUUAUUUGAACUUUGAUCAAUAGAUUCCUCCUUUGUUUCUUGAUUGUGACCCAUCUCUUGUUGGUAUAAAGCAAACAAGCAAUUUUUAUAUCAACAGAGAUUAGUCUCCUAAUUUAUUUUUUUCCAUAAAACUAUUUACUUAAGUUGUAUAAAAACAUGAACUGGCAACUUUCUCAUUAACGUUAAAUAGUAUUUGUUGCCUAAAAAUAAUGGACACAGCUCAUGGAUCAUCAAUGGCAUAUUAAUUGUUAUUCUAAUUAGUUUAAACUAGAUCUAAUAAAUUGCAAAAAAAAUAAGAAUUUAAUUCACGUAAGUUUUAAACAGGUCUGCAUGAAAACUUUGAGUGAAAAUCGAUAAAAUAAAAGAAAUUACUUCGACCAUUAAUAAUAAUGUAACUGCGAUUUGAUACGAAUUUCAUGAUGAUUGCUUUAUUUAUUUAGCUUCCUUUUAGAACUUAUAAAUUGUGCCACAUAGUAUUGCAGUCUCUCUUUUUCGCCUUGGUGGAUAAAAUGGAAAUAUACUAAACUUCAUUAAUUUCAAUUCUUUAUUUGCAUAACUCUAAUAUAUCGUAUAUAGCUUUGCUGAAUAACAAAAUGUUAUUUUAAUACCAUAGUAAGGGGAAAAAGAGAGAUCACACUUCAGAUAAUGGUACAACAAAAUUGACACUUUUAUUUAUUAUGUAGUACAAAUCUUUGAAAAAGCGCGCAGAAGGUUUGUGAUUGUGACAAUUGUAAAUAUUAUUUUGUAUUCUUUUAGUGUGAUUUUUUAUUAAAAAUCAUAACUUUACUCUGUUUCUUUGUAACUCUAUUGCACUUUUCUUUAAUGAUAUUCCUUUUUCUAAGACGUGACGAUUCGUAGACUUAUUAUAUUCAUCUGGUUAUCAAAUUGCUCAUAAUCUACUGCUAUUCUUAGCAAAAACUUAUUUUAAAUAUCUUAUUUCUUCAAUCACCCAAAAAAAUUAACUAAAAAUAUGGCAUAGUACAUUUUCUCAAAUCCUUAAACAUUAUUCUUAUGACGUAUAAAAUUAAUAUCGUAUGUAUAUUCUACCCUGUAUACAUUUGUAACCCAACUCAACUUUUUGAAUCGUAGUUUAGGUAAUUAUAAUAAGUAAAAGUUUAAACAAAAUAAUAUGACGAGCCAACAUAAAAACGUCAUUGUAUGACUCGAUUUUAAAAGUAACUAAAAUACACGCUAGGUUAUUAAAUAAAGCAUAGAACUAACAGCGAUUGUGGAAGCGGCUACCAUUGCUCAAGUCAAUUACAGAAAAUGAUGACGAAACGAAUAUUUUUAGGAUCAAUUCAUAUUAUAUCAAUUCUCAUAUCAGACAUUAAAACCCACAUAGUCAUGAAAUUUUAAACAGUUGCAAUAAUUUUGUCUCUUUUUGUCUUAUUGAAAUCAACAUUUGCCAGAAAGUGACAAAGUAUUUAUCCACUGUUUGAAAUUUUAUGAAUAAGAGGGAUAAAACUUAUAAGCUUAACGCAUCAGUAAGGCUUAAAGUCCUCUAGACAGCAUAAAAAAUAGGUUCCAUUUGAAAAUAUUGAACCUAAUUACUACUGCAUGAAAUGCGAAUAUAGACUGCCGUAAACAAUUGAAAAAGAGCGGCGUAUUUUACGAAUAUUAAAUCUCCAAUUCACAUACGAAACCAAGUUGUAUGAUAUCGUAAGCUGAUUGAAAAAUACGCCUCUAUUCUUUUAAUUUUCCUGCUUCAUUUACCGAGUAAUUCUGAUGUCAUUGAAAUGGUAUCUAAGUCCAAUUGUAUGUGGAUGUGUAUCGAAAACGGCUCAGCACUUGUGACCAAUAUAGUUGUUACGGGCAUUAUCACUGUACUUUAAGCACAAAUCAUAUUUUCCGUUUGUGAUUUAGAAAUUUCACGUUAUAAAAUACACAUUUAACUAUUAAUAUAUUAAAAUGAUACGAUUUUAUGAUUCGUGGUGUUUCAUGGUAGUUUUCAUACAACAUUUGUUUUUGCACUUAUGUAGAGAAACAAAUAAGUUGCAACAUUUCUGUUAAAAGUCCAGUAAAAACCAAGAAUCAUAAAAUGCUAAUUUUAUUAACUAAACACGAUAGUCGUUUAUUAGUCUAGUUUACUAUUGAGGUAUCUUAAACUUAACUGUACGAUUUUUUAUAAAUAAAACAGAAUAUUUUUUUAUUUAUUGAUUGAUUUGAUAUAUUUUAUGUUUCGAUCCGCGAACUGUGAGCGGAAUUGAUAUUAUUUUCAAUCAGAUCUCGUAUUUGUAAACUCGAAGAGAUUACAACGUUUUAAAUUGUAACAUAAUAAUUUGUUUAUAGCAAACAUAUCCCUAAAUGAAUAACGUUUUGUAGUACUAUUUGUAAAGGCGUAGUUGGUAGAAAUCGCGAGAACGCGUGGUAUAAACGUACGUCAUAACUUCACAGGCCCAUGUUAUAGGGUUUUUUUCUUUCUUGAUGUUUUAUGUUGGAGUAAAAGUUGGCUGAUCAGGAAAGUGAAAACCGAACUUACUCCCUUCUUUUAUUCGCUAUCACUUUUUGAAAACUUUCGAAAGGUAUUGCAUUUUUCACACGAACUUGUUACAAAUCUAAAUGAUCUUUUUUCCUCAAAUCGUUUACAAAUUACCUGAUCAGAAAAGUGAGAACUGGUUUGCUUUAAGUAUGUAUGUGAUUCUAAUACAAAGUUACAUAAUUAUGUUUAUUAUUUAAUUACUGCACCUGUUAAUGAAGCAUUUAAAUAAAUAAUUUACCCUUAUUGCUACUUUGUUUCGAAUUAAACAAUCGCUCCCGAAUCAGAUGCAAUAAUAUUCUGUAACCAACACGAAGAGGUUAGACAAAGUAGGUAAAUAUUUGUAAAUUUGUAUAUAUUAGUCAUAGACGGUAAAAUAUUUUAGUUUUAGGUACUUUGUGUGUAGGUAUAUUGUUAUUUUUUAAACUAAGAGACGUGUAUGUGCGUUGAAUGUAUGUAUUUGUUUGUAAUUUAACUAAAUAUUAUCGUAAAUACUGCCACGUUAACAUUUUUUGUAUAAGAUUGCAAUCUUUGGCGUUAAUUACAUUACUGAUAUUUUUGGGUAUUAUUGUAUCUUGCCCGACUUAGCCCACGGUUGCAGCUUAUGAUUUGCGUGCCCAACCAAUUAGAUAAUUCAUUUAGCAAAAUAUAUUUUAACACGCCGUAUAUUUUGUCACUCAGAUCCAAAAAUGUGAACAGUUGCACCGAUAUUAUUACACUGCAAGUGUGUCCAUAUUUUUGCACCUGACGUGCUCGGCGUAUCCUAUCCUAAAUCAGAGAAUUUAAUCUGACUCAAUAUAAAGUUAUUUAUUCGUGUAUUGAAAUUUACUAUCCGAAUUUGCAUAAUAUAAACUGUGUUUGAACGUAUUUAUUCUAUGUUACUCUGAAUUACAAAUGCAGUUACUCACUGUGAUGGAUAAUCAUAAAAAAAACUUAAUUAUCGGUAUAAAAUUAUUUGAUAUUAUAAGUUGAGUAAUCGAUCCCGUGUGUAACUGCCCCGCUGGCCGCAGCCUGUGAAUCAGAGUUGUUACUGAAUGUACUGCCUGUUAUUUAUGUAAUUUAUGUAUGAAGUUGUAGUAUUUUAAAUGAAUAAUGUACAUUUUUCGGUUAUUAAUUAAACAUGUUU
Ostrinia furnacalis (Asian corn borer) is the source of this 6221-nucleotide messenger RNA. RefSeq names its product mannosyl-oligosaccharide alpha-1,2-mannosidase IA. The transcript is spliced from 10 exons. Gene Ontology annotation, biological process: carbohydrate metabolic process; mannose trimming involved in glycoprotein ERAD pathway. The record is from RefSeq and is a predicted model, not a curated record. Gene Ontology annotation, molecular function: mannosyl-oligosaccharide 1,2-alpha-mannosidase activity; calcium ion binding. NCBI's taxonomy places the organism in Eukaryota, Metazoa, Arthropoda, Insecta, Lepidoptera, Crambidae. Gene Ontology annotation, cellular component: endoplasmic reticulum; Golgi membrane. Bases 107 to 2110 code for a protein of 667 amino acids.